Molecule: messenger RNA, 2901 nt
Organism: Dendronephthya gigantea
Lineage: Eukaryota; Metazoa; Cnidaria; Anthozoa; Malacalcyonacea; Nephtheidae
Product: NACHT, LRR and PYD domains-containing protein 3-like
Exons: 5
Coding region: 43-2901 (952 amino acids)
Molecular function (GO): protein binding
Source: RefSeq, a predicted model, not a curated record
UACCAAAGUAGUAAUCGUUGCUUUGUUUUCAUUGCAUACUUAAUGCAUUCGAUAGGUCGUAUGAUACCACUGACGAUAUUCUCAGCGUUACUCCUAACCUCGUUUAAUUUCCCUACCAACUUUGAAUGUCCUUUGGGCAAUAAUAAAGCCACGACUAAUACCCUUGAAAACGUUACUCGACCAACUAAGAAUUAUUCAUUUGUGGACUGUACUUAUCUACAGGGAACAAGAAAUAAAGAGCUUUUUGCUGGCGUUACCGCGUUUUAUUUUCUCAUCGAUGCAGUGAUAUUCGGGGAGCUUGUUUAUCUGUUGUGGUCGGCAUGGAAGGAUUCUGUCUUCCGUACUGAUCAAGAGUUUAUUAGCGUGUAUAUUUUACGAAAGCGCACAGAAACGAUCCCACAGUUAAACCAAAUGAUUCGGAGAAGCCAAAACAGACAUGUAUUUACUGAAUGUGACGGCUUCAGACGGAAACGAAAACUCGAGGAGAUUUAUAUAAAUGUUCUAAUUCAAGAUGGGAGAGAAAGUACUUACAAUUCCAGAAGAAAGUUUAAAGGUAGACAUGAGAUUUAUGAUAUUCAAUUGGAAAAAUCCACUAAUGCAAGAAGUCUCAAUAGUACAGCUGAACUAUUUCAAGCAACAAAUGAGGAUGAGAGCCAUCCUAGAACUGUUCUUGCUGUUGGAAGACCUGGCAUUGGGAAAACUCUACUGACAGAAAAAAUAUUUAAUGAGUGGCAACAAGAAAAAAUGAUCGAAUUCUGGCAUGGAAAAAUUGCACAUGGUUUAAAUAGAUCAUCAUUAUGUCAAUUCAACAACAUGACCAUUUGUGAAUAUAUUCACCAGCAACCAAAUAAUACCAUUCUUGUCUUUGAUGGCUUAGAUGAACUUCAAGUUGAUGAUGAGUGUUUAACUGAUGAAAAGACAGUCAACAGCUCUGAUGAGUUUGCCCACAUUUAUAAGAUUGUUAAACAGCUAGUUAAUGAUGAACUAUUACCUGGAGCCACUGUGUUAAUCACAUCUCGACCCACAGCAGAACAUGUCUAUCAAAAUUUUUAUUUUGAUCGGGAAGUGGAGAUAUUGGGUUUUAAUAAGGAACAAAUAAAACAAUAUGUUGAAUUUUUUUGUUAUAAUGACAUGCAGAAAAGUUCAAAAAUGUGGAACAUAAUCAAAGAUUCCCCAGAACUACUAAGCUUCUGUUACAUACCAGUCAAUUCCUAUAUAGUGUGCUUGACAUUAAAUGAAAGCAUUGAUUUUGGUGAACAAGGGAAAGAUAAAAGGAACAGCAAUGUCCCCAAAACAAUAACAGAAAUGUACAAAAGAGCAAUAAAGAUUUUGCUGUACAAGCACAAUUCAAAGUACAAAAAUAAACAAGUUCCAAAAGAUUAUUUAACUGCAAAACUUCCAGAGAAACUUCAAAAGGAUUUAAAAGAAUUGAAAGAAAUUGCAAAGGAUGGAAUGGAGAAAGACAAGUUGGUUUUUGAGUUUCAGAGCAGUGAUAAACGUAAGGCUGACUUAUCAGAUUGUGGGGUACUCAAUCAACUACAUGAUGAAAAUCAGUUCAUUUUUUCCUUUCUUCAUCUCACCAUUCAAGAGUUUUUAGCUGCACUACAGGUGGUUGAUCAUAUUAAAAAUGUUGAAUCAUUUCUGGAAGAUCACAUUGAUGAUCCCAAGUGGCAUUUGGUGAUCCAGUUUGUAGCUGGGUUACUUGGAGACAAAAAGAGAGAGUUAAGGCCAACAGAGUGUGAAGACAGUGAAAUAGUGAAAAGUAUAUGCAGAAGGUUUCAAGACUGGAUGCCAAAGAUUCGACGUAUUGACUCUGUUGAUAAAGGUUUACUUGUGAUAAAAUGUGUUUGGGAAAUGCAAGAAGAUCACGUCAUGGAGCUAAUUUCGUCCUUUGCUUGCGAAGAUGACGAUGAAGAAUUUUCUUUGCGUGGAUUAGAUAUUGCACCAGCAGAAUCUACUGCUUUGUUCAAUUUUCUUAGUCACAUCAGGAAUUUAAAGAAGCUUCAAAUCUACAAAUGUUCAAUGACGAACAUUGCUAUUCGUGGAUUGGGUGAGUUUUUGAGAAACGAUAGCCAUACUCUGAAGGGUAACAACUGCAAACUUAAUGAACUAAGUGUUGGUUACAAUAGUCUUACAGCUGAGGGUGCUAAAUGUUUAAGUGAUGCCCUGAAGAGCAACAAUUGCAAACUUACUAAACUAGACGUAAGAGGAAAUGAUUUAAAGGCUGGUGGUGCUAAAUAUUUGAGUGAUGCUCUGAAGAGUGACAACUGCAAACUUACUGAACUAGAUAUAAGAGGCAAUGCUUUAACAAUUAAAGGCGCGGAAUAUUUAAGUGAUGCUCUGAAGAGUAACAAUUGCAAACUUUCUAAAUUAAAUUUAAGAGACAAUGAUAUAGAAGAUGAUGGUGCUAAAUAUUUAAGCGAUGCUAUGACAAGCGACCAAUGCAAACUAAUUGAACUAGAUGUAAGAGGCAAUACUUUAACAAUUAAGGGUGCUGAAUACUUAAGUGAUGCUCUGAAGAGUGAUAAUUGCAAACUUACUGAAUUGGAUGUAAGUGGCAAUUGUUUAACUGCCGAAAGUGCGAAAAGUUUGAGUGAUGCCCUAAAAAGUAACAACUGCAAACUUACUGAACUAGAUAUCAGUAACAACGAUCUAACAGCUGAUGGUGCUCAAUAUUUAAGUGGUGCUCUGAAAAGUGACAACUGCAAGCUUACUGUACUCUAUGUUAGUCGCAAUAGUUUAAAAGCUAAAGGUGCCAAAUAUUUAAGUGAUGCUUUGAAGCUUUACAGCUGUAAACUUAUUGAGCUAUAUAUAAGUCACAAUGGCUUGACAGCCGAAGGUGCGCUAUAUUUAGGUGAUGCUCUAAGAAGUGACAACUGCAAACUUGCCCAACUUAUGUAA